AUGAAUGGAGUAUCAAAGUCAGACUCCAAGGCCCUCCUUGGUAGCUCUGGCACAAGCCGGCACGCGCACAAGCUUUGCGAGCACUCGCAGCUUCCUGAAUGGGCACACGACAAUGCCUUCAUUGUUGGCGGCUAUCGCAGACCAGGCGGAACCAAUGAUGAAGCGCAGAUGAUCCCCGCCUCCGUCACAUCGGCUGAACAGACAGUGCAAGUCUCUGGUCUUCGCAAACGCGCCAAGGGCAGCAGCAACCAGGCCGACGGCGAUUCGCCGGUAGAGGCCUCCGCGCAGAGGCCAAGACUCUUUGAGCACAAUUCAGUCAAGGCGUGUUGGGAAAGCGUUUGGCUGUACUGGCACAACGAGACAGGUGAGAGGCGUGCGGCACGGCACUCGUUGUUGGCCGCGCAGCGUGUUCUCCCGGACGCGAAGCUCACUUCAUUCAAACCCAUCCCCUUGCCCACUUCAAGUCAACAUUCACACGCAUCUCUGGGGCUGCGUAUUCGCCAUCGCUCUGCUCGCUCUCCACUCCCUCGCACACUUCAAUCUGCUUCCCCGAGCCUUGACCGCACACCUGCCGGGCAGAGCACUUCUGCUUGCUCACGCGCCUGCACCUGGAUCCAGCCUGGAGAAAGCCCUUCUUCGAGCCCACUCCUCCCCCAGCAUCCCAGCAGCCGCAGCCUCGGGUGGAUUCUCACGUUUGCUGCGAUUGAGCGGCAGCGCUGCAGCAUCAAGCAGUGCGUCUCGCGAUCUCUUGCAACAGCAGUUGGCCACACUGUGGACCUUUGAGAGCACCACCAAUUGGGCUCCUAAUGGACCUCUCGACGUAUUGGGCUUUGCCAUCUUUGGUCUCUCAGCCGUAACCUGCUUCGGUUUCUCCGCCACAUUCCACACGCUGCAUGCUCACUCGUGCGACGUUUCAAAGCGAGCCAAUGCUCUGGAUUACAUUGGCAUCGUCGUAAUGAUUUGGGGAUCUUUUCUGCCAGGCCUUCACUACGGCUUUCAGUGCCACCCGAAGCUGCAAGCAUUCUACGCGAGCAUGAUCACGGUUUUGUCCACUUGUGAGAGCAGAUAAUGCAAUUGCGCUCGUUCCUCACCUGCUGGUCCUUACCACUCUACUCGCAUCUCCCGGCAGUCGCUGGUGCAGUGGUCUUAUUACCUAGAUUCAAGACACCUGCCUAUCGGCCAUGGCGGACAUCUGUGUUCAUACUCCUAGGUUUGAGUGCCGUCUUUCCCGUCGCGCACGCGUGGGCUCUUUACGGCGUGAGCAAAAGUCAUGGGUGCACAUCUCAUGUUGAGACGCGCCGAGAUACCGCUUUGCUGACGUCACGAUGGGUGUCUUGCGCAGAUCGAAAUCCUUGCACGAACGAUGGGGAUAUAUUGGUUGAUGUACGUAUUCAGCUGACGACCGGCGCCAGUGGCUUUUAAACGAGUGGCUGACCAAGUUUGGAUCAAUGUGGCGUUGAUACUAAAGAGCGAGUGGGGCGAUGUAUAUCGUCGGGGCUCUGCUAUACACUUUGAGGAUACCAGAGAGAUUCGCUCCCGGCAAGUUCGACUACAUUGGAGCAAGUCACCAGAUGUAAGCAAACAUCAAGCCUGCUUAUUGCGCCUUAUCAUCGCUCCCCGCUGAGCCAUGACGAAUCUUCUCCGCAGCUUUCACGUCUUCAUCCUAUUCGCAGCUUUGGCGCAUUAUGUGUGUAUACGAAGAGCGCACAGCUUCUGGAAGGUGGCAGCGUCGCUCUCCACAUCCACCACCCUGCAAGGUGUGUGCAGGGCUCUCGAAGCGUUGUAG
Molecule: messenger RNA, 1786 nt
Organism: Ceraceosorus bombacis
Lineage: Eukaryota; Fungi; Basidiomycota; Exobasidiomycetes; Ceraceosorales; Ceraceosoraceae
Source: the annotation of a GenBank genome assembly